This is a messenger RNA of Aethalodelphis obliquidens (Pacific white-sided dolphin), 3454 nucleotides long. RefSeq names its product solute carrier family 7 member 7 (gene SLC7A7). The record is from RefSeq and is a predicted model, not a curated record. Gene Ontology annotation, cellular component: membrane. Gene Ontology annotation, biological process: amino acid transmembrane transport. The transcript has 10 exons. NCBI's taxonomy places the organism in Eukaryota, Metazoa, Chordata, Mammalia, Artiodactyla, Delphinidae. Gene Ontology annotation, molecular function: L-amino acid transmembrane transporter activity; basic amino acid transmembrane transporter activity. Bases 1493 to 3028 code for a protein of 511 amino acids.
CUAACCUACCUGCCUCCCUUGCUAUGGCAUCUUGGCAGGUGACUUACUUAGUGUCUGCCUUAAGGGGCUGCUGGGGGGAUUAAAUGAGAUAAGACAUGUAGGUGUUUAGCAAUAUGUCUGGCUUGGUUAAGUGCUCAAUAAAUGAGUUACUAUUAUUAUAGGAACGUUUAAGUGGGAGCUGGGAGAAAAGGACAGUCUUCUGGAUGGAUUUCAGAAGUUUUUGUGAGAGUGGCUUGGGAGAUAUGAUCUCUGGGAAGGCUAACAUCGGGGUCCCCCUCCUGGGUGAAAAAAAAAGUUUAAGGGACGAGAAGGAGAGGUUGUAGGGUAAAGAUAAGCACCCCCCUUACCCCAGGGCUUUUUAGAUCUUUGUUCUCUGGUAGUUGAAUAACCAAAGGGGGUUUGAAAGGGCACGAGAAGGAACAGAAAGACAGUUGGAUUUCAGAAUAAGUAGGGUGUAUUUCUGUUGGUAAAGGAGACCCAGGAUACCGGAGUUAAGUAGACUCUAAAAACAGAAUAUAUGCUUUCCCCAAAUUGCUCAAUUUCCUCUGUCUGUUCUGGGCCUGUCCAGUAUAGCUCAGUGAAAACUUACUUACCCAUAGUUUUAGGAAAUUAGAGUAAACUUGUAUUUGGGGAAGGUGUUUAUAGGAAUUUAUGCUUAGCCCAUAGAUCCUGGUAUGUUUUCUUAAGGAUGAAAGGGCCUGUGAGUUGGGCAUGGAUGCAGCCAGAGGUUUCAGUCUCAUUUCUUGACCUUGUUUCCUCGGAAGCAGCUUGAGGAUCAGCCUUGGGGUCAUGACGCAAGUUUCGGGCGGCCACCUCUCACUCUGUGUGGGGAAGUGUGCAGAGUUCUCUUAGGACGCCCGAUCACGAGUUGGACUGUACUUACACUUCCUCUAAUCUGCAUGUGAACAAGCCUCUGUGGCACAAUGUGCAACCUUCCUGCCUUUCUUGUUCAGGGUGAGAGAGAAGUGGGGCUAAGCCGGGGCCUGGAGAGAGAGAGGGCUGUGCAUUCUUUCUCAGCCGCAGCCCUGUCCUCAGCUACUUUGCUUGGGGACAGCUUCCCCAGGGCUGCAGAAACUGCACCCACCCAGCUGACCGUCCAUCCUUUCUUCUGGGCGCCUGGUCCUGGAGCAGAGCUGACAAAGGAGAUUUCUGAGAGAGGGCGUUCUUAUCACAGAAAGUGCUGAGCCAAGAGCUCCUAGCCUGCCCCUUGCAGACGGGAAGGGCCAGUGAACCUUGGACCCAGACAGUUGCUUAACACCCCUCUCCCCCUCCCUCUGUCCCUCCGCCCUUCUUGACUUCUUGAUAUGACUUAAAUCCAUAAGCAUUUGCCCGGCCUUUCCUUUUACUACUGGCUGAAGAGCAGGAGUGGUCAGAUCACAGCUCCCAGAGGCUGUGUCUCUGUGUGGCCGCUGCCUCGGGGACCUGCUUCCACCCAGGGCCAGAGAAGGGCAAUGCCAGAAAGCUGGUGAAGGCUUUCUUCUCCUCCUCCACCAUGGUCGACGGCGUUAAGUAUGAAGUGGCCUCCCAGCAUGAGAGGGACGCCUCCCCUUUGGCAGAUGAAGCCAGCCCCAGGUCGGAGCAGGUAAAACUGAAGAAGGAGAUCUCGCUGCUGAACGGCGUGUGCCUGAUUGUGGGGAACAUGAUUGGCUCGGGCAUCUUUGUCUCCCCCAAAGGCGUGCUCAUAUACAGUGCCUCCUUUGGCCUCUCCCUGGUCAUCUGGGCUGUUGGGGGCCUCUUCUCCGUCUUUGGGGCCCUUUGUUAUGCGGAAUUGGGCACCACCAUUAAGAAAUCUGGGGCCAGCUACGCCUACAUCCUCGAGGCCUUCGGAGAGCUCCUUGCCUUCAUCCGACUCUGGACCUCCCUCCUCAUCAUCGAGCCCACCAGCCAGGCCAUCAUUGCCAUCACCUUUGCCAACUACAUGGUGCAGCCCAUCUUCCCGAACUGCUUAGCCCCCUAUGCUGCUGGCCGCCUGCUGGCUGCUGCCUGCAUCUGUCUCUUAACCUUCAUUAACUGUGCCUAUGUCAAGUGGGGAACCCUGGUACAAGAUGUUUUCACCUACGCGAAAGUAUUGGCACUGAUCGCCGUCAUCAUCGCAGGCACUGUUAGACUUGGCCAGGGAGCCUCGACUCACUUUGAAAAUUCCUUUGAGGGUUCAUCAUUUUCAGCGGGCAACAUUGCUCUGGCACUGUACUCGGCUCUGUUCUCCUACUCGGGCUGGGAUACCCUCAAUUAUGUCACCGAAGAGAUCAAGAAUCCUGAGAGGAAUCUGCCCCUCUCCAUUGGCAUUUCCAUGCCCAUUGUCACCAUCAUCUACAUCUUAACCAAUGUGGCCUAUUACACCGUGCUCGACAUGAGAGAGAUCCUGGCCAGCGAUGCUGUUGCUGUGACAUUUGCAGACCAGAUUUUUGGAAUGUUCAACUGGACCAUUCCAGUGGCAGUUGCGUUAUCCUGCUUUGGUGGCCUCAAUGCCUCCAUUGUGGCUGCGUCUAGGCUUUUCUUUGUGGGCUCAAGAGAAGGCCAUCUCCCUGACACCAUCUGCAUGAUUCAUGUUGAGCGGUUCACACCAGUGCCGGCUCUGCUCUUCAAUGGUCUCAUGGCGCUGAUCUACUUGUGUGUGGAGGACAUCUUCCAGCUCAUUAACUACUACAGCUUCAGCUACUGGUUCUUCGUGGGGCUCUCUAUCGUGGGUCAGCUUUAUCUGCGCUGGAAGGAGCCUAACAGGCCUCGUCCUCUCAAGCUCAGCAUUUUCUUCCCCAUUGUCUUCUGCUUCUGCACCAUCUUCCUGGUGGCUGUUCCACUCUACAGUGAUACCAUCAACUCCCUCAUCGGCAUCGGCAUUGCCCUCUCAGGCUUGCCCUUUUACUUCUUCAUCAUCAGAGUGCCAGAGCACAAACGACCUCUUUGCCUCCGCAGGAUUGUGGCAUCUGCCACGUGGUAUGUCCAGGUCCUAUGUAUGUCAGUUGCUGCAGAGAUGGAUUUGGAAGAUGGAGGAGAGACGCCCAAGCAACAAGAUCCCAAGUCUAACUAAACACCACGAGAAAUCCUGAGAUGUGGGCAGCAGGGGCCUCAUCUCCUAUUGGCUGGAGCCAAGGAAGCUGAAAAGCUCACUUCUUUGGAGGCGUCUGUCCAGAAGCCUCUUAGGCAGCUUCAACAACCUCUGAACUUGCUUUCUGAGAGAUGGAGAGUAAUUUAUUUGUUUUGCUACAUAUUGUUCCGUAUUUCUUUUAAAGGGACAAUAAAGCAGACUGUGAUGGGGAGCAUGCCAGGUGUGGGCCUGGAUGUUCCAUUGGCACAUUUCCACGUGUUAAGACAUCCACUCACCUCCAGUGUGCCUGCCCACUCCUCUUUCCCACUGAAAGACCCAAUAAUGCUCCAAACUUCCCGUCUCCUUUAGAGAGACGUCAAACUGUCAAAGGUGCUAGACAAUAAAAGGGUAUGUUCCUGAGCUCUGAAA